AUGAACAACCGCCCAGUAGAGCAAGCUUUGGGAAACUUGGUCCCAACUCAUGCCAGUGAUUUGCCCCAAGAUCUUGUGAGCCUGGCUACUAGUCUUGUUGCCCAAUCUCGGAGCUUCUCCAGCAGCCUGAAGCCCGAAGAAGAAAUCGCCCGUCCGUAUGCCUGCGCAGAGAUCGCCUGCAGGAGGCUCACGCGAGCGCUGAAACUCCCUCCUUUGCUCGGCCACCCGCCCUGCCCUCCGCGCGUCUACAAAAAGCUCUAUUCAUUCCUAGAUCGAUCACUUUCCUCUAGCACCGUCGGCAUCAAGCGAUCAGCAAGCGGGUCUGUUGUGGGCACACAAUCACGUUCCGACUCUACUCAAGGCACUCCUACCAAAGCUACAGUUGGCGGGCGAACCCCUUCAAAGGUUGCUCCCACUCCGCGAGGCCUUCAAAAUACACCGUCUAAAUCCACACCCUUAAAGAGGAGUGUCAGUGUCGCUAAGCUUGGCACACCAUCCAAGUCCGUACGAAAGCCCAUAGGUCGCCCCAAUGGCCUUUCCGCCUCUACUGUCAUCCCGGAUGCCCCAGCAUGGGCGAUGACAGCGAUCCGCACAGUAUGCAAGACACUCUCGACUCCAGCACCACGCACGACCACCUGGUCCCGGCCUCCAAUCUCGAGAACUCUUCCACCUCACAUUUUUGCUGGUGUCUCGUCUAUCCUCUACUUGACGUCCAGCAUGUCCAGUAAUGAAGAGGGGAUUGAUGAAGAGACUCUAGAUUUCCUAGAGCCAAUUGUGUCGAUUACUAAUGCAAACAACGAUGAUGAUUUCAAGGAGCUUGUAUACGCCAUGGUCGUUGCUGUAUACUUUCUUGUCUUGGCUCGUCGACGAAACCCGGCUGCAUCAGCAGAUGGUGAAAUAGCAAGCGAAGGCCAGAAAAUGGAUAAGAAAACUUUCACUGAGAUGCGUCAGACAGCCCUGACUAGUCUCGGUCUUCCUAAUGACAGGCGUCACCGCGAUGAUGUCGAUCAUUGGAUCGGUUUGAUCAUGGAGCAAGGCUGGGCAAAUGAUCAGGAGUGGUUUGAGAACAUUCCACUUGCAGGAGAGUUGGACGGCGAGGACGAGGAAGGUAAUUCGUUUCGCAAUCUUGACGAAGAGGAUGCGGCUUUCAGAGGUGUCAAACUACCUAAGCGCAACGAUGAGACUGGCGGGUCUAAGAAAGGAUCUCGGUCCAAUAAUGCCACUCACGGUGGUCUUUUACCGGGCCUUGGAACUAUGAUGCAGGAUCGCGUCGACUGGCUCAGUGAGGACCGCCGCGAAGACUUUCUCGACUGGAAAGCCGAGAUGCUCGGCCGUAUUGAGAGUGGACCGAGUAAGGCGGAACUUGCGGCUGUCUGA
Molecule: messenger RNA, 1377 nt
Organism: Penicillium pulvis
Lineage: Eukaryota; Fungi; Ascomycota; Eurotiomycetes; Eurotiales; Aspergillaceae
Exons: 2
Coding region: 1-1377 (458 amino acids)
Biological process (GO): DNA replication
Cellular component (GO): nuclear origin of replication recognition complex
Molecular function (GO): DNA binding
Source: RefSeq, a predicted model, not a curated record